This is a messenger RNA of Zingiber officinale, 2571 nucleotides long. RefSeq lists its product as uncharacterized. NCBI's taxonomy places the organism in Eukaryota, Viridiplantae, Streptophyta, Magnoliopsida, Zingiberales, Zingiberaceae. The coding region runs from base 129 to 2315 and encodes 728 amino acids. The transcript has 11 exons. The record is from RefSeq and is a predicted model, not a curated record.
GUUUAGUUCAGACAUCAAAUUUGAGAACCAAAACCUGACUGCAUUAGUCUCUGAAAACUUGGAAAAGGUCAUAAAGCGAAGACGACCCAUUUGCGGUUGAAUCGUCUCGUCGGGUCGAGCCUCAUUCGAUGAUGCCUUUGCCGUACUCGCCGUGUCUCCAAAAGUGGAAGCGGCUUCUUCUACUUCUCCAAUAUCGAGCACCAACUCUCAACCCUGGGCUCGGCGAUCCGCUCUCUCUCCUCCGAGCCAUGUCUGCUUCCUCCCAUCCCCUUGCCCUCACGGCGAAACGAGGAGCUCCGGAGCCACCGGCCGCUGUCGCGGUGCCGAUGGAGGACACCGUGCAAGCCCUAAUAGACUACCUCGUCCAGCCUCUCCUCCCCGCGAGGGCUUUCCCGCAGGCCUCGCCCUCGCAGGAGAAGCAAGAAUCCGUCGCCAGACAAAUGCACUCUGUUGUCCUUCUCUACAACUAUUACCAUAGGAAGCAAUUUCCGCAUCUUGUGUUUCUUGAUUUUAGAUCAUUCUGCAAACAAGCAACUAUAAGCAAACCAAGUCUUCUUAGUUUUAUGAAAUUCAUGCACAAAAAUGUGGAAUAUUCACUAGAUUUGGACAAAGAGCUCUCUAUCAUGGAAAAGGAGAUUAUGAGUGCAUGCAAUAUUGCCACAACUUUAGAUGCAUUGAAGAAUUCUACAAGUAUGAAUGGAUGGCCAGUUUCAAAGGUUGCUGUACUUCUUGUAGAUGUUGACCAAGAAAAAUGCUAUCUUGAGUGUAGUUCUAUAACUCAGAGAAUAUGGUCUUUGCCAGAACAAAAAUUAGACGAACCAAUUGCUAGUGUUAUCAAAUCUUUUUCUUAUUCCUAUCCCAACAAAUCAUUGAAAAGCUCACUUCAGCAGCUUGCAAUAUCUGCUGUGCAGCAAAAAACAGGUAAUUGCUCCUCAAAAUUCUGUGUUCUGGAAGAUCAUAGGGUAUACUCAUUUAAUGAUGAAAAGACAGCAACUAUGCUGUAUAUAAUGAAAUCUCUGGACACUGUUAAUGGUGCACUCAUUGGAUUUUCUAUUAAAGAAGUACUAAGCAGUUUGAGAGGGCCUCUCGUCAAAGCUGGCUUAACUCCUGAAGUCACUAAAGUGGUUGAGUACUACCAUUUGUUGCCAUAUGUUGAUAUAUUGUCUGAUUGGCUGUCGAGAGUAGCACCACAUUCUCCUUAUUUGAAUUCCCCGCCAAGGCAUCCAAUAGACGUGCAUAAUUUAUCGGAGGUAGGUGGACAAUCUACUAUGGUAGAUCAUGGGCUAAACAAGUCUUACAUGUUGCCGACAUUGAGAGAUGAGGCUGUAGAAGACAAUUCUACCAUAAAUGUGAACACCAACGAGAUAGGAAAACCAGAUGUGAACAGCGCUACAAUUAGCAAAUCACUAAAUGAACCAUCAUUUGCUGUUUCCAAUUGUUGCAAGAUCAAGAACAACACAUCUUCUGAUCAGUUGCAACAAUCAUCAUUGAGAAAGGAGGCUGCUGGAAGCAGGAAAAGUGUUAUUGCAAGCCCAUGUUUGAAUAAGUGCGGAAGUGAUAUCUACUGUUCUUCAGAUGGCGGUAAUGGUUGCACUGACAAGGUAGAUAGAACGGAUAUAAUAAAGAGACGGCGUCCAGAAGAAGUCAAUGCAGGAGAGAUCGUUGGCAGGAAAGACACUUCGAGACCUUGUCAAGAUGCCAUCGAUUCCUAUCAUCUGCCUCUUGAGCUAGUUGGAGAAAACCUUACAUCUGAAAAUAUUGAUGAACUUGAUCUUGCUGUGCCUUCCAAGAAACAUGAAGUGGUGCUUGCUUCCUUGAGAAUUCUUCAGAAGAGACGAGAUGAUUUGGUUCGAAGACACCGACAUUUGGGUGAUGAACUUGCUCAAGACGAGAUGAAAAUACAAGCAAUUCUAUCAGGGAAAUUGGAUGUUGAAUCAGGGAUUCAAACCUGUAAUGCUUUAUCCUCGAGCCAAACGCAUACAUGCACAUCUAGGUCCUUACCUUCUGAGAUUCAGAGCCAACAAGAGAUCAGAGUUAGGAGAUUUUCGGAAGCAAUUCUCAGAUCGAAUAGUCCUUGCCAGGAAUUGGACAACAUUUGUGUCCAGAAUGGCUGGAUAAUACCUAGAUACUGUGUGUUCCCAUCCAUUGCCAAUGCCAAUGAAUGUUUUCAGGCUAGUGUAUCAGUCAGAGGGAUUGACUUCGAAGCUAGUGUCGUCGGCAACUUUAGGAGCACUCCUUGUGAAGCACGAUUAUCUGCAGCUACUAACAUGAUAAACAAACUUCAUGCUAUGUCAGAUCAGCAAGCCCUGGCAUGAAUACAAUAGUUUGGUUUGUUUUCCUCAUCUCUUUCGGCAGACCGAAGACUGUUCCAUUAUACUUCCCCUAUCUUGUUCUUAACAUUGUUGCCCCUGAAGUACCACCUUGGAUGCAUCACUAACAUUUCUUAUCAGGUUUAGUAGAAGUGUGGGACUUUUUUUUUUGGAGUUCUGUGUGAUAGCUGUUCCUCAGCAUGUUCCUCACCUCGUCACAUAUUCCAUUAUCAAGUUCCGAGUAUUUAUAGCGGUUUUAAAA